AUGGCUUUUCAAACCUUCAAGGUGGUAAGCAACACUUCCGUAGAAUCCCUCCUGAUGCGGCCCCGCAUGUCUGGCCCGUCAAUGAUGGUGGCACGUGUGAUGUUAGGGCACGACUAUGAGCCCAGAAUGGGCUUGGGAAAGAAUAAUGAUGGCAUGGCCAACCUAGUGAACAUCAAGGAAAACCGUGGAAAUUUUGGGCUAGGCUAUAAGCCCACGCGGACUGAUGUGAGAAUAAGCGUCGUAGAAAGGAGGGUAUCCGACGACGAGUCCUGUGAAGGUACUAAUACCGAGGACCCUGCUGUCGAUUUUGAACGAGAAGUGAAUCGUCUUGAGGUUGAAGAAGAAGAAGUGUUCCCCGGUCAAGCAAAAGCUGUGGAGGAUGAAGCCAAAGAUGUCCCUAAAAUUAAAGAGGAACUGAAAAAGCAGUUCGAUGCUGGCUUCUUGGCAGUGGCUCGAUACCUGGAAUGGGUGGCUAACAUUGUGUCAGUCCCUAAGAAAGAUGGGAAGGUACGAAUGUGCGUGGAGUAUCGGGACCUAAAUCGAGCCAAUCCCAAGGAUAACUUCCCUUUGCCAAACAUCGAUGUCCAUAUAGAUAACACGACCAACUUCGCUUUGUUUUCCUUUAUGGAUGGGUUCUCGGGUUACAAUCAAAUAAAGAUGGUGCUGGAGGACAUGGAGAAGACUAUAUUUGUCACCUUGUGGGGGACGUUCUGCUAUAAGGUAAAGGCCAUCCUUGAGACGCCUGAGCUGCGCACCGAGAAACAAGUCUGGGGUUUCUUGGGGCAUUUGAACUACAUCGCAAGGUUCAUAGCACAGCUCACUGCUACCUGCGAGCCGCUUUUUAAACUCUUGCACAAGAACCAGUCUGUUCGCUGGAACAAUGACUGUCAAGAGGCAUUUGGAAGGAUCAAACAAUGCCUUAUGAACUCUUUGGUACAUAUGCCACUGAUGCCUGGGAGGCCUCUCAUCCUGUACAUGAUGAUGUUGGAUUAG
Molecule: messenger RNA, 993 nt
Organism: Glycine soja
Lineage: Eukaryota; Viridiplantae; Streptophyta; Magnoliopsida; Fabales; Fabaceae
Exons: 4
Coding region: 1-993 (330 amino acids)
Molecular function (GO): nucleic acid binding
Source: RefSeq, a predicted model, not a curated record